Rhincodon typus (whale shark) is the source of this 6517-nucleotide messenger RNA. It is a transcript of the gene wipi2, whose product is annotated as WD repeat domain, phosphoinositide interacting 2. Lineage: Eukaryota; Metazoa; Chordata; Chondrichthyes; Orectolobiformes; Rhincodontidae. Gene Ontology annotation, molecular function: phosphatidylinositol-3,5-bisphosphate binding; protein binding; phosphatidylinositol-3-phosphate binding. Gene Ontology annotation, biological process: autophagy of mitochondrion; protein localization to phagophore assembly site; nucleophagy. Bases 202 to 1518 code for a protein of 438 amino acids. Gene Ontology annotation, cellular component: phagophore assembly site membrane; extrinsic component of membrane; cytosol. The transcript has 12 exons. The record is from RefSeq and is a predicted model, not a curated record.
CAGGCGCAGUGCGGCCGCCGUUGCACAAACACCAUGAGGGGUGCGGAGCUCGAGCUGCUGCUCCUGGUCCGAGUUUAAAGGAGAAAGAAAACAAGCGUCGUGCGGAGCCGAGUUGAAAAUCAGCGGCGGAGCCGGUGCGGGCCUCUCUUCCACCCCCCCCCCCCCCCCCCCCCUACUGGGGGGAGGGAAACACCGGGACCGAUGAACCUGGCCAGUCAGAGCGGGGAGGGCGGCAGCAGCCAGCUCCUGUUCGCCAACUUCAACCAGGACACCACGUCUCUCGCUGUUGGUACCAAAUCUGGUUACAAGUUUUUCUCACUAUCAUCAGUGGAUAAAUUGGAACAGAUUUAUGAAUGCACUGACACAGAAGAUGUUUGUAUUGUGGAACGAUUGUUUUCCAGCAGUCUAGUAGCUAUUGUGAGCCUUAAAGCACCCAGAAAGUUGAAGGUUUGUCACUUUAAGAAAGGAACAGAGAUCUGCAACUACAGUUAUUCUAAUACAAUCUUGGCAGUCAAGCUAAAUAGACAGAGAUUGAUAGUAUGCCUAGAAGAGAGUUUGUACAUUCACAAUAUCCGAGAUAUGAAAGUACUGCAUACGAUCCGAGAAACUCCUCCAAACCCUACAGGGCUAUGUGCACUUUCCAUUAAUAAUGAUAAUUGCUAUCUUGCGUACCCUGGAAGUGCAACAAUUGGGGAGGUACAAGUCUUCGAUACUAUCAAUUUGAGAGCUGCUAAUAUGAUCCCAGCUCAUGACAGUCCACUUGCUGCUCUGGCAUUUGAUGCAAGUGGUAUGAAACUCGCGACAGCCUCUGAAAAGGGAACAGUAAUCAGAGUGUUCUCCAUUCCAGAGGGACAGAAACUCUUUGAAUUCCGAAGGGGAGUUAAGAGGUGCGUCAGUAUUUGUUCAUUAGCAUUCAGUAUGGAUGGAAUGUUCCUGUCUGCAUCCAGUAACACAGAAACAGUUCACAUCUUCAAACUGGAGACACAAAAAGAGAAACCACAGGAGGAGCCAACCACGUGGACUGGUUAUUUUGGGAAGGUGCUCAUGGCUUCCACUAGUUACCUGCCUUCCCAGGUCACUGAGAUGUUCAAUCAAGGCAGGGCAUUUGCAACAGUCCGGCUGCCAUUCUCAGGGCAUAGAAAUAUUUGUGCAUUGGCAACAAUACAGAAGAUUCCUCGGCUAUUGGUAGCAGCGGCAGAUGGUUAUCUCUACAUGUAUAACUUGGACCCACAAGAAGGGGGCGAGUGCACACUAAUGAAACAGCACAAGCUAGACGGUAGUGUGGAGUCAGCCAAUGAGAUUCUGGAGCCUUCACCACACGACCGGCCAUUAGUGUCUCAGACUUACAGUUCACCUGCUGCCAAAGUUACUUAUACCCCUUCAUCGCCAACACGACAUGCCUAUCCAGAGGACCAAGGAGCAGUGGGUGGAGUUGAACCAGAUGAUGAUUUGAACAUUGGCACACUGAGAUUAGAUGAAGACAAUGAGACUCCUCCCUUGAUUCUUAAGAGCGAGUGACUUUUGACUUGUGAACUGGCACAUGUUGACAGAGUGAACACUUGCAAUUAACUGUAUUGUGAUGCUGCUACAGACUUUUAUCGUUGCAGGACAGAAAGUGAAGAAAAGUAUGAAAGGAAAAUUUUAAAUAAAAUUGUAGCUGUAGCUUAAUUCUUUAAUAUUGGGUAAGAAAUAUAUUGUUUUUCCCUCGGUGGCUUUUAAUUCCUGUAAAGAUUUUUUUCUCCCUCUGGCCAAAACAAAAUGUGCUGCCUGAUGCAGCCUGGAGCCUGUUCGCUUUGCAUGUAUACAUGUGCCAAGAGUUGAGAGUUUAGAAGCCACUAUAAUAUUGCCAGUCUUGCUGUUUUCCCACUGAAUUCAUCUUUAGUUACAUAAUGCAAAUGGAAAAAAAAUUGCAGUACCUUGUUGUUCCUCCAUCCUGGGCAAUAGGUUUCCAAAGAGUUGUAAGGUAGCAACCCCACCCAAUCCAGUUUCUUAAAAACGAUAAAACAUUCUUUCUGGCUUCCUGUAUUUGGAAUUUCAUGGAAGUUUGUUUGUUGAGCUGCUGAAAUCAGACUCUCGUGAAGUUCUGGUCCUUAGAAUUUCAGUCUUGUGGGGCAAACUGAUCAUAUUUACAAAAAAAAACUUGCUCCAAAUAGGGAUGGUUCAUUGUGUGUGACACUAAAAAUGAAUCUUAACUUUAUCCUAAGGGUUUAAAUAUUGACUGAAUAUUUGUAAUUUGCUCUGAAAAUAAAAGCUGGUAUACCAUGUUUGUUGAAUUAUGUGGUUACAACAGUUUUUCUUUUCUAGGGAAAUAAUAUUUAGGGCCCUACUUCUUUCCUGCCUCUUGACCACCUUGCAUUUCUGCUGGCAUGUCUGUAAUUGCUGUAUGUCAGAUGGGGUGGGGUUGCUACUUUGUGCCUCAGAUUGGAGAAUGGUUUAGCAAUCUGGUUUUGGAAUUUUUUAUUGUCCAAAUGGACAAACUUCAGCAAGCCAGUAUCCAGCCAGCACCGAAAUCCACUUGUACCCUCUGGCAAAGUGUUUCAGAAUUCUUGCAGUGUAGCAAAUCCUACAAUAAUGGUUUUUCGUUCGUCAGCUGCAGCAAUAAAGAAGCACAUUUCAAGUGCUGGUUGUUAAAAUGAGAUCAUUGGAAGGGACCAUGGAAUAGUUUUACUUUUUAGCUUUAAGUUAAAAAUGUGAAGGUUUUGCUUAUAUUUAAUUAAAGUUCAGUAGUUCAACAUGAUAUGGAAAGUUAAUUUUGCGCAAGUUGCCAAAGAGAGGUAAUGGUUUGCUGGAAUUUGGCCAUUUCCACAACUAAAUGAUGCAGUAGAGACCAAUUUUUUUUUUACAUAGGUAUGAAAUGACUGGAUUGAGUCCAAAUUGCAAUGUUCUACUUACAAACCCCCUAGUCAUGAUAGAGAUAAAUAACUCAUUUAUGGUUUGUUUAAUCUGUGCCUAAUGUUCCUCAGUGCACAUCAUGUUUGGGAUUAGUAUGACCAAAAGCUAUUGAAAACCUGGGUAUUAACACAAAAUGCCCACUGAUCAUCUAUCUUCUCGUAUUCAUAGAUGCCUGUUGCUAAUAAGCAAUCAACCUUAAAGAUUCUGCAGUGGUAUUGAGGAAAUUGGCUGCUACUUUGUUUAAACUCAUCUGCAGCUUUUCAGGAUAUUAUUAGCAAAUUCCUUUAAGCUCCUAUCUGUGACCAUACUUAAUAGAAGAAUGCACCUGAUAUUCUUAACACUUAUCCCAUCUGCAAUCCACUGUUAUCCAGAGGGUCUCAUUGUGCUGGUAGGUGCCUUGCAUGCCCAUUUUACAAUAUUGUAAUCCAAUAUGUACAAGGAUGUGAUUGGUGAUGCUAAAAUAUUUCACUGUUUAGAUGUGUUGCUGAAAUGUUGCAAUUUUAUUGAAGUUUGUUCAAAGAUUGACAGAACAAUGUGAAAAAUGCUUUUCAAUCAUUAGUAUUGCAGCAGAAUUAAUCCGUGCAUUGCAUUCUAUUCCCCAGCAACUGAAUAUGGGAUUUUUGAAGCUAACGUUUUUUGGAGGAGACUGUCUGGAAAUAUCCCAAAACUGCAACGAUGCUUGUGUUCUUAAGUCUGUACCCACUAACUGUCAUCAGCAACUUGGAUUUCUAGUUGUUACGGUACACUAUGAUCAAACCUUGGAUAGUAAAGGGAGGCCAAUCUCAAAUUACUUGAUGCAGGGCAACAGGCCACAUCCAUUAGAUUUUGUGCUCAGCUGUUCAGAGAUAAUAUUUCUUGAGCAAACUAAGAUUUCAUAUUAAUGAUAUUGAAGGAAUCCUUUAAAGCUAGGCUUCAUCAACGAGUGAAUAACUUAGCAGUUUGGACACCAGAAUAAGCAAUUUGAUUGGACUGAAUGAGAUGCUUUCAGCUACGACUGUAUCAAAGCACAGAGGUUGGCCUGUGGGAGUCAGAACUAGAGAAGGGAAACUUGAACCUGACUUUCCCACUCCUGAUUGCUACCCAAAAAGCACUACUUUAAUAAAUGUGAGAUGAGAAUUGGGCUCAGCUCUGCAGUACCCUCUCUGGUUCAAAAGGACUGACAAUCCACCAAAGUCCAGACUCUUGGGUAAAGAAUAGCUGUUUGGAUUCUAUACCGGAACCUGUAUUCUGAGUUUGGGACAAGUGUAGGGUGAGAGAUGAACAAGCAAAAGUGUAUUCUGUGAACUAACUAAAUUCUACAUUGAACAGAAAUGUAUUAUAUGUUUUAAUCCAACUUUUGGUACUGACUUUUUCUAUGUUUAGUGUAAACCGAAGUAUUUUUGCUCUCUGAAAGUAUGACCCCAGAAUUAUGGUAUGCUUCUGACAUGUCGUUCCAGAUUAGUUCUGAAGUAUAUUGGUAUCCCCAAAGCUUACAUUUUAUGUUUGCUGAUGCAGUACUGUCCUUCUGAUAGCAAGAGUAUUUGUGGUGUAAACAUUUGUUUAAUAGGGUGAGGGUGUCAUUAUGUAUUGAGUAGGUUUUUAACUAUGUUGGGUUGUUGCCUAUCUAGGAAAUAUAAAUUGUGGAAGGGGAUCUAUCUCUCAUGGGAUAUGUUCCUAAUUUCCUUCUCAUUUGACUCGAAUAAAAAAAUUACAGUUUUUUUUGCCAGUUUAAAAAUGAAUUUGGUAAAACUCUUGUAAAUUGAAUCAUUUAGUUUGCAGCAGAGGUGAAAGACAAUGAAUUUGCACAUUUUAGCACAGGUGGCUCUGUACUGAAGAAAGAUUUCAAAAGAAAAUUAAAAGCAAUUAACUAGCCAAAAAUGCUACUUUUUAAUCCUGUCUUUUAAGAUGCCUCAAUACCUGAUAAUGGGAUUGAAUGUGGCAGGGUUGGGGGAUGAAGUUAGGUGCUGGUGGCUGUUAUGUUCCUCCUUUACCUUCACCCACUUCCCAAACAGCUUGCAGCUGUGAGAUCCAACGUCCAACAGAUUGACCUUGAAACUCCCUGCAACCUUGUGAAAAAAUGCAACAUGUACUUUGCUGUUUGAGGCUGAAGGUAGCUUCAAAGAUCCUUUGAUAGAUUUCCUUUCUCUGGGGGUAGGUGCAGUACAAUUGACCAUGGUGUCCUGCAGUUAGGGAGAGGAAAUAUAGUCCAAGAAGGCACUUAUUCCUGCUUAUUAUCUGUUCACUUCUACUCCGUAUACGGAGAGGAAAAAUAACCAAAAAUAUCUCAGUCCUUUACAAGCAAAAGAGUGAACAUAAAGUGAGGACACUGUUAGAUUUCACUGUAAUCAUCUCUUGAUUACUUCUAAGCUUAAGAAUAUCAAUAAAGAGUGGGUAAUUGCUUAUACUGCAAGCAUACUGCUUUCUCCUGUUGGUGAUGGAGAAUAAUAAAAACUCAAAUAUUGGGUUAGGCAAUAAGGGUUAGUCAGUGAAAUUCAGCUAUUUACUCAAGAAAACAUUUUCAAUCCUGGUAUUUUGGACCAGUCACCUAUAAGUUGUGCUUGCUUCAUAACCUGAGUAGUGAGUAGUGUUUUUUUUUGGUAAGUGUGUGCUGAUAGAAAUUUUCCUACCCCUGCUUUCAGAUGUGUUUAUUUUAUAGGUUAAGUUGAUAUCCAAGUGCUUCCUUGAAAAAUUUAAAUAGUAUCACUGGAUUAUAGUAAAGUAAGUCCUUGUUCCAGAAUGAAUCAAUUUUAUAUAGUCUGUUCAAAACUGGAGUUGUGUUUUCCAAUUGCUCUGUCAAAAAUCGGUCUCUGUCUAUUCUAGUGUUGAAAUCUGGCUUGUUUGAUUACCUAGUUGUUUUUAAAUUAUUUGGCCGUAAAGCAUGUUCAUGGCUCAUCAUCAUCUAAUGUACACACAGUAUAACAACUCACGGAGUGAUCCUCCUAUAAAGAAGUUAUUACAAAUGAGUAAUGCAAGGAUUUCACUUUGAUUUACAGUACAUAAUGUCAAUUUGAUCACUGUUAGUCUAAAAUCAUUUUGCUUCUGUAUAUUUUACCUGCAAGUAAAAUGGACCAUGCCUGUAAAAAUAAAGUUACACAAUCUAUAUAAUGUGGACCUCUUGUGGUGCAGUGGUAGUGACCCUACCCCUGGACCAGGAGGGUCCAGGUUCAAGUCCCAUCUGCCCUGGAGGUGUAUAAUAUCAUCUCUGAACAGGUUGAUUAGCAAAAUAGGACUGCAGCACAUAAAUCUUCUCAAGGAGAAUUAGAGAUGGGCAGUAAAUGCUGCCUUUGCCAGCCCAAAUUUCAUGAACAAAUGAAAAGAUCUAUAGAAUGCCAGCACUUACGCUUUACACAAGCAACCUCAUAACCCUAUUUUCUUUGUCUCUUUUGCUUAUCUCGCUUCCUGUUGUGGUAGAUUUCACAUUCUUCAUUGAUUUAUUCAUGACUAUCUUUUGUUUAUAGCCCCUAGCUUUGGUCUCCUCUUCAACUGGAAACAUCAUUGACUACCCUUGCAUAAUGUUAAAGCCACCUAUUGGGUAAGCUUCAGAUGGUGCUGUUCCUGAUAAUCAGUUCAGCAUUCUUUGAUUUGGUAGGAAUGUGAUUCACAAUUUGUAUUCUCCUGUGAGUAAUAAAUUGCAAUUAGUUGUUAA